AUGUAUGAAUCAAUCGGGUGUUCGAACUCGGGGAGGAAGAGCGGUCCGGGCGAGAAGAGACAAGAGGGUGGGUGGGGGGAAAGGAAACAGGCAGAGACGGGGAAGAGGAGGGUAUGGGCAAUUUCCAUCCAAACCUACCACAACAGAGAAACCAGAGGGGUUCAGUUGAUAGAUGGACUACCCGCGACAGUUUUUAUGGAUAUGUUGGAUGGCGAUGCAGAGGGUGGUCGGUGGGAGGACGACGGCACCUCAGUCGCAAGAGCCGAGAGCGACGGGAAAGGCAAAGAAAAAGACGGUCGAAAACCUGGACAGCCACCACCACGAAAGUCAGCACGAUGUGAUGCAAAAGAUGUCAAUGAGAAAGGAAGAUGUCUGGAGAAGGGAAUCCAAGAAGAGGGGUGGGCCGUGGGAGGUGAGUCGUUCUACCAAGCGCUUGGGUAUGUCAGCGGUGGCAUCACGCAGAGCCGAAGCGAGUCAGGAGAACCAAAAGGCCAGGAAAGGGGGAAAGCAGGUGCAAAGAAAGAUCAAAGUCAUGUUGAACGAUGGACAGGAACCUACCUGAUCGAUAUGCACCAAAAUUUCGAAGGAAAAUGGUCAAGAGAAUGGGCGAGAAGAAGUCGGGUUGGGUCGAAGAGAAGGUUGAGGAGGGAGAGAGAGAGAGAGGAAGAGGGAGUGGGCGCUGGAUGGAUGGAUGGAUGUGGUUUCACCCAAAGCGAGCAGAGGUGGCCUGGGUCGGUGACAAUCCAUCCUCUUGAAUGCACCCUUUUCCCCCCACAGACAUCCCCCGACUUCCUUUCAGAUGCGAAUUGA
This is a messenger RNA of Aspergillus niger, 810 nucleotides long. RefSeq lists its product as hypothetical. Lineage: Eukaryota; Fungi; Ascomycota; Eurotiomycetes; Eurotiales; Aspergillaceae. The coding region runs from base 1 to 810 and encodes 269 amino acids. The transcript has 2 exons. The record is from RefSeq and is a predicted model, not a curated record.